UCAUAUGCCACAUUCACAGGAAAGAAGACCUUUUCUUGCUUCAGAGUGUAAUGAGUUGCCUAAAGCAGAGAAGUGGAGGAGACAGAUUAUCAGUGAGAUUUCAAAGAAAGUCGCCCAGAUUCAAAACGCUGGUUUGGGGGAGUUUAAGAUUCGUGAUUUGAAUGAUGAAAUCAACAAGCUGCUCCGAGAGAAAGGACACUGGGAAGUCCGAAUCAAGGAACUGGGAGGCCCUGACUACAGGAGAGUGGGGCCGAAGAUGUUGGACCAUGAGGGUAAAGAGGUGCCAGGGAACAGAGGAUACAAGUAUUUCGGUGCGGCAAAAGACUUGCCAGGAGUCAGAGAGCUGUUCGAAAAAGAGCGUAAGUUCAGUCACAUAAUAACUGAUUGAGAUCUGCUGAUUUCUAUUAAUAUUAGAACUCUGUGUGAUGAUAUGUUGUGGCUGAGAGGUUAAUGAUAUCUCUGGUUUAAAAAAAACAUUGUGACUUAA
Messenger RNA from Sinocyclocheilus rhinocerous, 487 nucleotides. RefSeq names its product pre-mRNA-splicing factor ISY1 homolog. The transcript has 4 exons. The coding region runs from base 5 to 388 and encodes 127 amino acids. Gene Ontology annotation, biological process: generation of catalytic spliceosome for second transesterification step. NCBI's taxonomy places the organism in Eukaryota, Metazoa, Chordata, Actinopteri, Cypriniformes, Cyprinidae. The record is from RefSeq and is a predicted model, not a curated record.